AUGACCGUAUUAGACGCAUUUUCCCAACAAGCGCAACAUGGCGACUGCUGCAACAGCAACAGCAACAGCAACAGCAACAGCAUGGGCAGGGGUGCCUCGACAAGCCGGUGUGUGCUAAAUCACCAUCUGUGCAACUCGCCGCGCAAGAGAAAUGAUCUGGCAGAUUCAAGUCGCGACCCAAACAGCAUCACGGCUCCCGCUGCGACCAAGACAAAGACCGACUCGGGCAUCACCCACACCAUCCCCAACAACUCCGUCGUCACGGUGACCAAGCACACCGUCAUCUUUUCGGAAGCUCCCUCGGUUUCGACGACGUCGCUUACCACUGCAGAACCAGAAUCCACAUCUGAGACGGGUCCGCCUACGCCGGCGUGCCAGACUUGCAGUCAGGCACCAGCGAGCACGGCAAGACCGCCUGAUGCUGGUUCCCUUGGCAUCUCGUCCGGGGCCAUCGCAGGGGCGGCCACAGGAGCUGCGGUCAUACUGGCGCUGGUGGUUGUCAUCUGCGUGGUUUCGCGGCGACGGGCCCGCCGUGGAGAGCAUCCCGAUCCGGUCGAGACGGAAACCCUGGGACGACGCUCGCCAGUUGAAGGUGGCUAUGAGAAGCACGCUGGUGCCGACGCCCACUGCGGAAGCGAUCCAUUUGCCCCCUUUGGAGGUCGUGCUGAUCAAACCGACUACCGCCAUCGUCCACCGAGCGGGACAUUCGAGAUGGACGGGACGGGCAUCGCGCCAGUAGAACUGCCCGCAGUGAGCGUGACGGAGGUUGCAAACGAUGGCGAGACCGUAAUGUCCGGCAGGGCAGUCUGCCCAGUGAAGAAGGACAUUUUCGACCCUACUUUGAAUCUUGGUUCCGCAAAUUGGCCCACAGGAAAAUAUCACGUACCCGAGUAA
Molecule: messenger RNA, 894 nt
Organism: Ustilaginoidea virens
Lineage: Eukaryota; Fungi; Ascomycota; Sordariomycetes; Hypocreales; Clavicipitaceae
Exons: 2
Coding region: 1-894 (297 amino acids)
Source: RefSeq, a predicted model, not a curated record